This is a messenger RNA of Opisthocomus hoazin, 495 nucleotides long. NCBI's taxonomy places the organism in Eukaryota, Metazoa, Chordata, Aves, Opisthocomiformes, Opisthocomidae. The record is from RefSeq and is a predicted model, not a curated record.
AUGGGGGUGCUGAUGUCCAGGCGGCAGACGGUGGAGAAGGUGCAGAAGGUCAGCUUGGCCGUGUCAGCCUUUAAGGACGGGCUGCGGGAGCAGCCACCGACCCCGCGGCGGAGGUUCACUCCGCCUGCCUUCAUCCGUCCCAAGCGGGAGCUGCAUGACGACGAGCCCCUGGACAUCAGCCUGGAGCAGCAGGAGCAGGACAACCUCAAUCUCCUGCUGACGGAGGAAGAGAUGUACAGCCUGAUGGAGACCCUGCGGCACUGCAAGAUCAUUCCAGAGACCUGCCUGACCCUGGAUGACUUCCUGCACUACAAGCACCUGGUGCACAAGCAGCAGUUUGAGCGGCCCAUGGACGAGGCGCAGGAGGAGCAGGCAGCCCUGCAGUUCUCUGCCCUGGACCCUGACAAGAAGGGGCACAUCGAGUGGCACGACUUCCUCUCCCACGAGUCCAUCCAACUGCUGCAGAAACUACGUCCACAGGAACAGAACGUUUGA